Molecule: messenger RNA, 614 nt
Organism: Lindgomyces ingoldianus
Lineage: Eukaryota; Fungi; Ascomycota; Dothideomycetes; Pleosporales; Lindgomycetaceae
Exons: 3
Coding region: 74-574 (166 amino acids)
Source: RefSeq, a predicted model, not a curated record
UGCUAUAGGCUUCGCUGCUGGCUUCAAGGUCGUCCGAGACCUGCGUGAGAUCUACUAUGCUAUCAAAGCUGCGAUGGAGCGCUUCCGCAAUGCCGCCGAGAUCUACACCGGCCUUGAAGCCAGCCUCUUGACUUGUCAAGAACAUGUUGGUCACAUUCUUGCCGCCUUUGCAGCGAUAGAGCCAAGCGAAAGCGAGAGGAAGAAAGUUACGAAGAUGCUCAAUGAUAUCCAUUCUAAGGCCGAAAAGUUCCAGGUGUGGAUCGAGAGGAAUAAAAUCAAGGAACAAGAUCCCCACAUAUUCAAAAAGAAAUUCCGUGCGGCGUUUGGAAAGAAGCUGAGGGAGAUCGAAGAGGCUAUCGAUAAAUUAUAUACCAAGAUGAAAUGGAUGGAUGACCGGGUAGCUAUCUUAUACCGGCGACUAACCCUGGAUAUAACAUCAAACGUCAAUGAAAGAGUGAAGAGGUUGGAGGAUAUGAUGGUGCGAAUCGAAGCGAACGUAGAACAGCUGGUGGUAUUGGGAGGCGGAGAGAUUGCCCUUCCACCGUAUCCCAGUGCAAGGGUCGAUGACUUGUGAAGUUUCUGAACCACAUACGUAGAAGCUGUGAUAGUCUCAU